GUCAUAAGUUGGACUCCCAGCAUGUGCUGAUAUUAAACUGUAAUAUUGAAAACAUGUAACUGUUUAGUAAUGUAGUCCCAUUAAACACUUUGUGGCAUAUUAAUUGUUGCCAAAGUUGUUUAUAUUUAAGGGAGGGAAAUCUUGAAAAUGUUCUACAGCAUGAGUUUUUUUAAAUUGGAAGAACUGAAAAACUCAAGACUUUUUCAGAGCUGUACACUUUGAGUGUGAAAAACCUUGCCUUAAGAAGAGUUUCACUCAUUCUAAAAGAGUAAAUAUUUUAUAGGGUUGUUAUUUCAACAUUUCCCCAAAAGUCUUUGAAGGAAAAAAAGUUUUCUCCCCUGGGAUUUCACACCUCUACCUGAGAGCGUCUGAGAGGGGGAAUGGGGUAGCUUGGCACCAGCAACUAAAUGAUGGAAGGGGUUGGAGGAGGAGUUGACCUCCCCCCCUCCACAGUUGGCAUAUAAGAACAUUCCAGCUGCUGAAUCGUGUGGAAAGUGAGGAGAGAAGCAGGCAUUCGAACUAAGAGGAAUCAGACAGACUCCCUCUUUCUCCCCCACCCUCCUGCCCAAUCAUUUGCAGUCACUGCAAGAUUAGGGUAGACAGGUAUAUCUUAAUGUCCCCUUAGACUUCUGGUGGAGGUUCUUGGUGUGCUGCUGUCCCCCAUGUCUGAGAAAAAAAACGUGCCCUAUAGGGGAAAAGAUGGGGGUCCCUCUGGCCUUUCAUUGUAGUGCAUGUAUUCCAAGAGAGUGGAAGUCAGUCAUGUGUUUGCUUCUCUGGGUGAAUAGGCCAAAUAGAAGCCUAUUCCUUGCAGGAUGUAGCACAACAUAAGGCAUGAAGGAUGCCCCAGGAAAAGCAAGAGUCUUCCGGCAUUUGAAGCAAGAACUUGGCAGUUAUGCCCACCAAAGAAGGCACAUUAAACACGUAUCUCUUUUCAAACCCUGCUGUUCUUGCUUAUUAUGGCCAUAAGGGUUUUGAACCCAAAUUAAAAUCUAAGAGGUGGAAAAUAACCCUGGUAUUGUUUUUCUAUCCUUCUAGGCAUAGCUGAAACCACUCAUCAGACUUGUUUCCUGUGUGCGCAUAGUCUCAGCUGCAUGCAAAAUCUGCAGCUGAUUGUGGGUGCAUAUGCACCCAUCCACCAACCUAAGGAGCAGGGCUGAAGGAGUGAAAAGUUUCCACGCUCUGAAGUUAGUGAAGCAGACAUGACGAAUCAUGAGGCAGAGAGAACUUUUUCUUGUUUGCUGCAUUGUUCUUGCUUUUCAUGCUAGCAGGAUCUCCUUUUCUUUUAAGCUUACUUCAUGCUGCUCUGCAGAGUAGGUGCUGUGUUGAUUCUGGACACAUGGGUUUUCUGGAAUAAUUCAAACCAGGAAUUUUCCCAAUACCGUUAGUUCCAUAUCAGGUUAGUGAGAGGUACAAGUAAGAAUUCUGGCUUUGGUUUGCCUUGCAGACCCAAUAAGGUAAACACGUAACUUAAUUUUUAAUUACAACUUUGAAGCUGCUGCACAUGCCUACUUCUGCGUCCGUUUGUUAAUUAUCAACUUUAUGAAAAUAAUCAAUGGAAAAUGUUCCAUUGAAGAAUAAAGCCCUGAAAAAUUCUCUGGCCCACAUAUUUAGCUUAUUCCACAGAUAUAGAAUAACCUAUUUAGCACUUUUUGAACCAAGUUUUCUUGCAGUAAGCAACCACAUGAGUUAAACCUCUAUGCCUAAGGAAUAGGUCAGUGCUACUUCAAAGUUGGCAUUUUCUGAAAUCCACAGAAGUGGGUGAAAUAAGAUAGCACUUUGUUUUAGGGUGACAUUAGCUCUGUAUUAUUCUGUGCUUUUUUUUACAAAAGGGAAUUCCGAAUGUGGUGGGGAAUAGGCAGACAACCAAUUCAAAAGGCUAGUAGAAUGAACAUCCCCCAGUAGCGUAGGUGCAAGUACCAGGAAAAUGAGUUGUUCAGAAGUAAUCUUACUGAAUUUUGUGAGGUUUAUUUCUAAUUUUUAAAACCCACAGAUUACACAGUAAAUGUAGGGUUACUUCCUUACAGUCUCCCCCACCCUGCAUCUUCCCAAGGGGGGGGGAGGCUUCCCCAAGGUUUUCUAAACAUUAGUGAUAUUCAUGUACUGGGUAUAGGAAGGAGUGUUAGACUGUGAAAUUUGGUAGUAAUUAACAUCUAAGCCCAAUUUAUCCUCUUCUAGGUAUUAGGGCAGAUAGUAUUUGAAUAAUGCUUUACCUUAUCUUGUUGGGUUAGUGGCAUUUUUCUGACACAUUGGACUGCUGUUGUAGUUCUUGCUUGAUCUAAAAGAAUAUAUAGAAGAAUUGUUCAUCCUAUGGACUGAUUUUCUUCUGUGUACAGUCAGCACCACCCUAGUGCAGCUAGCAUCUUUGACGCUGUUAUAUUAUCAGGCCAGUAGAAAUCUUAAGGGUGUGCCUAAAAGGUGUCUCUUCAAUCUUACCGGCUGACAGAACCAAGAAUAAAAAGAUUAUCUGAGUAUCAGGCGUACACCUGAUUCCCCAAAUUUGUGAAGGUAUUGGAGAAAAGGGCGAAUAAAUUUAGAUUUUUAAAAAUUCUAAUUGGAGCUUUGUGAUUCUGCAAAAUCUGGUGGUUAUGUCAUGUAAGAUUGGGUCUGUUACUUGCAUCUGCAUAAACAGAUGAGCUAUGCAAACAUCUUUCCUCUGGAAAAAAAUGUUUUUAAGUCUGAGAGUAGCUUGUCAUAAGUGCAAAAGAAUAUUGCAAGUGUAUUUCUAUGGACUUUGAUGUUUUGUUGAUAAAUAGCAGCAUUAAGAAAAAUGGCAUACUUCCCAUUCUCUGAGAUGCAGGGAAAUGGACUAUGUAAACAUCUCCCUGGCUGCUUUCUGUUGUUGUUUGUCAUUUUUCCAACACUUACACUCUCUUUACUUGGUGAGGCUUAUUUCCCAGGAAGUGUGCUUAAGACUGCUACCUAAAUUUUGCAAAGUGCUUUAGCAAUUUUUAUUGAGCUGGUAAAGAAGCUGGUAAAUUACUGGUACUCCUGCUUUAGAGUGGAAGAGUGAGAACCUGGGGCAAGAGUUUGUGCCUCACAAAAACAUCUGCCAUAGUAAAUCUGUUAAUGUGCUACAUGACUUUUUGUUAUGUUGGAUGUGGAACACAGAACCUCUGCUAUGGCAGGUGUGAGAUUCAGACAAACUCCUUAGUUAUGCUGGCUGUUGUAGCUUAAAUUCCUGAAGUUCAAGGUUUGGAAUGGGUCACACUCUUCAUGUAACAAAUGCUUGGGUUUGAGGGAUUUUUGUAGGCAGCUUUUUCUGAUUUGUAUGCCCUUCUUCACUGUGUUUACUUGGAGACAAGUCUAAUAGAUUUCCCUUCCAGUUAACUGCAGUUUUUGGAGGAAAAAAGACUCAAGUGGUAAGAUGGGUUUCUUAGAUGCGCCGGUGACAGUAACAAAGAGUGGGAAGACAGCUUAGUGUCCAGACUUCUUCAGCUAGCUUUUUCUGCUUUCUUUUGCAGGCCAUUGAAAGCCCCUUUGGCAGAAGUAAAAGUUGAGUGUAGGAUCUCUUAACUCCUUUUAGUCUGGAGAGUAGCAGAGGGUCAUUUAAAAAGUGCGGACAUGAGGGAAUAAUCACCAUGGCAAGCAAGUAUUUCCGCUCCUGCAAUUUUAGGUUCUGUCAUAAACUUAAAGUCACUAUUCUAAAUGAUUUAGUUUCUAGGAGCAAGAGGCCCUUAGAAGAUUUGCAAGAGGGGGAGCAAGCCCUGCAACCAGAUUUUAAGAAACAGCGGUGCAGUUCACCCUCCCCAUCCCCAGAGUCAUGCCUGGCUUCUGCAGUUCCUUUCUGUCCAAGCAGCGGAGAAGCAGGUGAUGACAGUGACCUGGAUGACUCUUUGCUGGAAAGAGCCGAGUGGGAGCCCCCUGACUCCCCCUACCAUGGUACCCCUGAAGAGGACGAUGUGGCUUUGGCAGAUGAUCCGGAGACCAAUUCAGGCAAUGUAUUAUGCAAUGUAGACGUGAGUCCAGAGCCUUUACCUCCAACUGGCCUUUCAGUCCCCCCUAGCAGAGGGCUUCCCCACAGCACUAGCCUGGUGAAUCCAGAGAAAGGAAGCAACACGAGUAUAGAUUCUCAGAAUCAAAUAGGACUCCGUUUGAGUUCAAAUGGGCUUGGGCUUCAAGAUGCUAUGCCAAGUGAGGCAGGUGGCUUUAGUCUAAAGAAAGGGAAUAGUAUAUCUGGGACAGUGGCUAAGGAAGCAACUCAGAUGGUAGGAGAGGUGUCACUAGUUGGGGGUGAGUUAAUGGCUAAGCGUAAAUGUGCUACUGUGGCAACUGAUGGGCCCUCUGAGGGACAGGCUUUAGUAGAACAAGGUAAGGUAGGAGGAGAGAGUGCCAGCAACGUAUCCUGUGAGACUCAGGGAGAAUCAGCCUCUGCCACAGAGUUUGUACCAGAACAUCCUAUAGCUGCUCAAAAUGAGAGUUGCGUAGAAGAGCCCGGCCCUGAAGAGCCCGAAGAGCCCGGCCUUGAAGAGUCCAGAAACUCCAUCCCUGCUGAUUCCAGGAGUAAUUGGAUAUCGAUCCCGGAAGAAGAACUCCAGUUGAGCAAGGAAAAAUACAUUGAAAGUGUGCUUGCCCACGCUCAACGUGAUAAGCAUCUCAUAGGUGAAGUGAAUGAGUUGCACGCCUUGAUGAGGAAGGUCGCUUUUGAAUAUCGCCCCUGGCAGCCUAGGCACCCAACAGACUUGACCGUGAGGAAUUAUGCGCAGCGAGCUAACAGAGAGAUCCAGAAGUGCACCCUCAAGCAGUGGGUGAACCGGAACCAGCGUCAUUUCCUUCGGUUUAAAGACAUUCCUGACAAGUUCCAACGUAGCCCUGUCCCAAGCUUUUAGAAGCUGAGUUGCCGCUGACAUCUAAGUGGUGGGAUGAUCUGCACUUUAAAAGCUGUUUAACUGAUGACAAUUCUGUCUACUGUUUUUUUUAAAUUAUAUGUUAUUAUUUUUUGGUAAUUUAUGGCCAGUUUUGCAUGUCAUUGUUUUUGCUAGAAAUGUUCACCUUUUCUAUUAACUUCCGCAGCCUUCAUGUUUUGUUUGCUUGUUGGAGUUCUGCCAUUUUCACCAAUCUGCCUGAUAUAGUACAUUCUGAUAUUUUAUAAAUAUUUGUACCUUUUAAAUGUA
Messenger RNA from Eublepharis macularius, 5111 nucleotides. RefSeq names its product S100P binding protein (gene S100PBP). Gene Ontology annotation, cellular component: nucleus; cytosol. The record is from RefSeq and is a predicted model, not a curated record. Gene Ontology annotation, molecular function: calcium-dependent protein binding. Bases 3579 to 4826 code for a protein of 415 amino acids. Lineage: Eukaryota; Metazoa; Chordata; Lepidosauria; Squamata; Eublepharidae. The transcript is spliced from 4 exons.